Molecule: messenger RNA, 2840 nt
Organism: Striga asiatica
Lineage: Eukaryota; Viridiplantae; Streptophyta; Magnoliopsida; Lamiales; Orobanchaceae
Source: the annotation of a GenBank genome assembly
UGAUCAUAAACCCAACCCAAUUGUCACCGUGUUUGGCUCACCGGACUUGCCAUGGCAGCUGCGACUCAAUUACCCUGAAACGAAGAGAGACCCGAAAAGAUGACCACAACAGCUCUGUCUAUUCAUCUCGCUCGAUUUGCCUCGCAAAUUCCACUUCACUCGCGCUUUGCCCCUCGUUUAUUUGCUAGAAGGUGCCCUCAGUCGCUCAGUCGUCGCAUUAGGCCGCGUUUCCACUUGUACCGCGCUUUCUCCGGCUCUCCUUACCUUGCCCGACGUCGCGGGUUUUGUGCUCUGGCCUCCGCUUAUGAAGGUUUAAAUAAUCAGAGGGACGCGUCAGAUGAAAGAUAUGAUGUGAUUGUUGUUGGCGGUGGGCAUGCAGGAUGUGAAGCUGCCCUUGCAUCUGCUCGUCUUGGAGCAAAAACACUUCUUCUCACACUUAACAUUGAUCGCAUUGCAUGGCAGCCCUGCAAUCCUGCUGUUGGUGGACCUGCGAAGUCUCAACUUGUACAUGAAGUGGAUGCACUUGGUGGUGAAAUUGGAAAAGUAGCCGAUAGAUGCUACUUGCAGAAGAGAGUUUUAAAUGUCUCACGAGGCCCUGCUGUCAGGGCAUUGCGAGCUCAGACUGAUAAACGGGAAUAUGCAUUAGAAAUGAAGAAAAUUGUUGAAAGGCAAGAUCUAUGUAGCGUAACCUAUACUGAGAGUAAGUACCUGUAUUUGGAGUCGUGGGAAGGCUUCCUUUGCUAUCUGCUGAUGUCAUUCCAAACUGCUUUUCCUGUUACCAGUACACCUAACUUGUCCAUUAGAGAAGCUAUGGUUACGGAUAUUUUGGUUGGAAAGAAUGACAAUGUGGAAGGAGUUCAUACAUUCUUUGGCAUGGAGUUCUAUGCACCUUCUGUAGUUCUGACUACUGGCACCUUCAUGAGUGGGAAAAUUUGGGUUGGCAGAACUUCUAUGCCUGCAGGAAGAGCUGGUGAAUCAGCUUCACAUGGCCUCACCGAAAAUUUGCAGCAGUUUGGGUUUGAGACAGACCGGUUGAAAACAGGAACCCCGGCUCGUGUAGAUUGUCGUACAGUAGAGUUCUCUGGAUUAGAGCCUCAACAUGGAGAUGAAGAGAUAGGCUGGUUUAGCUAUGAUCCCGAGUACCAUAUUGAGAGAGAACAAAUGUGCUGCUAUCUCACACGUACUACAAAGAAGACUCAUCAGUUAAUCAAAGACAACUUGCAUGAGACCCCUACUUAUGGAGGAUGGGUAGAAUCUAAGGGACCUCGAUACUGCCCCUCCAUUGAGGACAAGAUUGUUAGAUUUCAAGAAAAAGAGUCGCAUCAAAUAUUUCUGGAACCCGAAGGCCGCUCAGUGCCAGAACUCUAUGUGCAGGGAUUCUCUACAGGCUUACCGGAGAAGCUCCAGCUGCCACUCUUGAGAACUUUACCUGGACUAGAGAAUUGUUCAAUGCUUAGACCUGCAUAUGCUGUGGAGUAUGAUUACCUUCCAGCACAUCAGUGUUUUAGGUCGCUUAUGACGAAGAAAAUUGAAGGAUUGUUUUUCUCUGGUCAAAUUAAUGGAACAACUGGCUACGAAGAAGCUGCUGCUCAGGGCAUUCUUUCUGGAAUAAAUGCUGCUAGAUAUUCAGAUGGUAAAUCUUUAAUUGUUUUGGAGAGGGAAAGCAGUUAUAUCGGGACUUUGAUUGAUGAUCUGAAAGAUCACUUAGAAUCAGAAGAGGGCAUUAUUAUUGGACAAUCUGAACAGGAAAUGGGACCUUCAGUUCUUGAGAAACUGUGUAGUGUAAUGGAUCGUGCAUUGCUACUCUAUCUUUUAAAUUAUUAUCCCAUUAUCAGGUUAUUGUUUCUUUUGUACAGCCGCUCUGAACACCGGCUGCUUUUACGAUCCGAUAAUGCCGACAGCCGCCUCACACCACUCGGACGUGAAAUUGGCUUGAUAAAUGAUGCCCGCUGGAAAAUCUAUCAAGACAAGCAAGCAAGGAUUUUAGAAGAGAAAAUGCGACUCAAGACAGUCAGGGUGUCAGGAGGUGAUCUAGCUUCUGAAGUUAGUGAGGUUUCUCGCCAGCCAGUCAAGGAAUCGUCUACAUUAGAAAGCCUCCUUAAGAAGCCACACGUGCAGUAUAAAAUAUUCGACAAGCAUGGAUAUGGCAAUCCUCUACUAUCUCGGGUGGACAAGGAAUGUGUAGAGAUAGAUAUUAAGUAUGAGGGAUUUAUUGUGCGACAGCAAAAUCAACUCCGGCAGAUGGCUCAUCAACAGCACAAAAUACUCGCCGAGGACCUUGAUUACUAUUCCAUGAAAACUUUAUCGCAUGAAGCACGUGAAAAGCUGUCUAAGGUCAGACCACAAACUAUAGGACAAGCGAGUCGAGUUGGUGGAGUUAGUCCUGCUGAUAUUACGGCCCUCCUAAUCAUUCUAGAAUCGAACAGAAGGAAAGCACAGCAACUUCGGCAGCAUCAAGUUCAAAUGCUAGCCUCUGUGAAUGAUGCUGAUGACGAGUCAGGGAACCCUAUUAAAGAGGCAGAGGCAGUCAACGGUUAAUUUUUUUUAUUUUUUUUUUCAUUCAUUUAAUUUUCUAGAAUACAUCUUAAAUCCGGGUAAUACAUAGUUGUGGGAGGAGUUUUUCCCCUUUUAUCGUUAAGAUUCUUCGUGUGGUGAAAUAGAUGAAGAUGGACGAUUGUAUUUUCUUAUCAUUCUAACUGUUACUCAAUUUGUCCCAUGUUGUGGCAAGGCAUUUUUGGACGAAAUAACAUAAAUCUGUCCAUUUCUCAUCUUGCAUGGUAAGGGUUUAAAGUCCAUAAGUAGUUACAUUAUUCCCAGCUUGUAUGGCAAGGGUUUGACAA